Molecule: messenger RNA, 978 nt
Organism: Corylus avellana
Lineage: Eukaryota; Viridiplantae; Streptophyta; Magnoliopsida; Fagales; Betulaceae
Source: RefSeq, a predicted model, not a curated record
AUGUUAAGGUCGACAAGAAAGAUUACACUUGCUCAAAAAGCUAUUGCAGAUAAUGCCGAGAAGUUUGGAAUAUCAAUUAUACAAACUAUAGAUUUCUUGAGCGUGCAAGCGGGGGGUUGUGAAAAUCUUGAUUUUUUGGAUGUUGACUAUAAAAAUUACAUACAUUCUAAUAGGAGGAGGGCUUUGAAGAAAGGGGAUGGUCGUGCUGUGAUGGAGUACUUUCGUAAUAUGCAAUUAAAAGAUCCAUCUUAUUUUUAUUCAAUACAACUAGAUGACAACGAUCUUAUCAUGAAUAUUUUCUGGGCAGAUGCUAGAUCAGUAGUUGAUUAUGGACACUUUAGUGAUGUGAUAUGCUUUGACACAACUUAUCGUACAAAUACGUAUGGUCGACCUUUUGCACCAUUCAUUGGGGUUAAUCAUCACAAACAAACAAUUAUCUUUGGUGAAGCAUUACUUUAUGAUGAAACUGUAGAUUUAUUUAAGUGGUUAUUUGAAACUUUUUUAAGUGCAAUGUCAGGAAAGCAGCCAACAAUACUUACAGAUCAAUCUGCUGCAAUGGCCAAAUUUGCAAAUGAUUUUGGCAAUUGUGUAUAUGGUUAUGAAGAUGAAGAUGAAUGGCUAUUUUUAUGGGAUAAUAUGCUUAAAAAGUAUAAUCUUAUGAAUAAUAAAUGGUUGGAUGGGAUAUUUGAUGUAAAAGAGAAAUGGGCUAUGGUAUAUGGUCGACAUAUGUUCACUGCUGAUAUGAAAAGCACCCAACGCAGUGAGUCCAUGAACAAUGUGUUGAAGAAGUACUUGAAAGCGAAAUAUAAUCUUUUGCGAUUUUUGGAACAUUACUCUAAACUCUUGGCUGACAAACGACAUCAAGAACUACAAGCAGAGUUCAAAAUGAGUCAAACAACAACUAUUUUAAAAGUUGAUGUUGAGAUGUUGAGACAUGUUGUAAAGUUAUACACCCCAGAAGUGUUCCAAAUGUUUUAA